AUGAAUACCAACAUGAUCUUCUCCAUCAAAGAUUCUACUGGGACAGAACAGGACCAACCAGAAACUGUGGCUCAAGCUUUCAUUGAGUUUUACACAAAGCUAUUAGGGACAACAAAUAGGGAGAGGUCACAUGUAUGUAGUGCACUAAUAAGGAAAGGGGAAAUCAUUGAUGAAGAUCAUAAACAGAAAAUGGUAAAGACAGUCACAAAAGAAGAAAUCAAAAAAGUAUUAUGGAGCAUACCAGAGGAGAAAUCACCAGGGAUUGAUGGAUAUGGUAUCCAAUUCUUCAAAGAUGCAUGGGACAUAGUUGGAAAAGAUGUAGAGGAAUGUGUAACUGAAUUCUUCAAAUCUAGUAAGAUGCUGAAAGCACUUAACAAAAUUGUCAUCACUUUGAUUCCAAAAGGGACACAUGUUGAAUCGACAGCUUAUGACAAUGUGGAGUGGGAGUUUGUCAAGGAAAUGAUGAUGGCACUGAACUACCAUACAACUUUCAUUCAAUGGGUUAUGGAGUGCAUCACUACUACAAGCUAUUCAUUAGCAAUAAAUGAGGGCUUAUGUGAGAACAUUGAAGGGAAAAGAGGAUUGAGACAAGGGGAUCCAAUAUCACCACUGAUAUUUGUGAUCUGUAUCGAAUAUCUCUUAAGAAUAAUGGAGAUGGUUAGACAGCAAAAGGGGAUUGCAUAUCAUCCAAAAUAUAAAAGCUUAGGGUCGAAUCAUUUAUGCUUUGUAGAUGAUGUACUUCUAUUCUGCAAAGGGGAAUCACAAGCAAUAAUGUUGUUAAUCAGAGAUCUGGCAUCUUUCUCUCAAACAUCAGGGCUGACAACAAACAGUCCAAAGUCCAACAUUUUCAGUGCCAAUAUGAGUAGGCAACAGAUAUUUGAGAUAUGUUUCAAGGAGGAAGGAUGGUUGAUUCCAAAUGGGAAAUACACUAUGGCAAAUGAUUAUAAAUGGAGAAUGGGGGAUGAAGAAUACUGGCAGGACAUCAGAUGGGUGUGGAACUUAGGAAACACACCAAAACAUAACUACAUAUGUUGGUUGACAUCACAUAGAAAAUUGUUGACCAUGGAUAGAAUGAAGAAGAUAGGGAUAAUUGUUGACACUACAUGUAAAGUAUGUGGUGAGAAGGAAGAAACAAGGGAACACUUGUUCUUUGAAUGUACAUGGUCUAAAAGAUGUGCCAAGGAACUACUAAACUGGAUGGGAAUGCAGGGAAUUGGUGAGUCAAUUGAAACAGUGUGGAAAACAUUAAACAGGACAGCAAAAGGGAAGCAAUGCAGAGCUUUCGUACUCUCAGUAUUUGCUGCACUGAUAUAUGCGACAUGGAAGAACAUGAAUGAUGUAGUAUGGAAUCAGGUGGUGACAAAAGAACAAGUAAUAUGCAAAAACAUAAAUGAGGAAUGCAGAUACAAGAUACAUAACAAAGGAAAAACAAGCAAGCGACAAAUGGAAUGA
Messenger RNA from Nicotiana tabacum (common tobacco), 1452 nucleotides. RefSeq lists its product as uncharacterized. The record is from RefSeq and is a predicted model, not a curated record. NCBI's taxonomy places the organism in Eukaryota, Viridiplantae, Streptophyta, Magnoliopsida, Solanales, Solanaceae.